This is a messenger RNA of Ictalurus punctatus (channel catfish), 2575 nucleotides long. RefSeq names its product F-box and leucine-rich repeat protein 15 (gene fbxl15). NCBI's taxonomy places the organism in Eukaryota, Metazoa, Chordata, Actinopteri, Siluriformes, Ictaluridae. Gene Ontology annotation, molecular function: protein binding. The record is from RefSeq and is a predicted model, not a curated record. The transcript has 5 exons. The coding region runs from base 36 to 968 and encodes 310 amino acids.
UCCGUUAACGCAUCACCCGGUCAGCAGUACUAAACAUGAACGACAAUCAUCACCGCACAGCUGGGGUUUACACUGCAGUGGAGGCAAAGCCGGAGGAACCACCCGGGUGCUCCAAGUAUCAGCUGUUAGACCUGCCCUGGGAGGACGUCCUCGUGACAUAUGUACUAUGUUACUUGCCUUUACGACACCUGGUCAGCCUACAGCGAGUGAGCAAGACCUUCCGCUCUCUAAUUCAGGUUUAUCUGGCCAACUGCCGCUCGUUCGACCCUGCACAGACAGGUCCUCACAUUCCUAAGGAAGCUUUUUGUUCCAUGCUCUGCGAUAAUAAAGUUCUGCAUAGCCUCUCUGUACACGGCUGCUGUGACUGGAUCACUGAUGAUGAGCUACUUCCUGUGAUUGGUCAGAACCAGCAGCUGCAGCGUGUGGACCUACACGGUUGUGUUCACCUCACUCGGCACGCUCUGGUGGCUGUGGCUCUGGGCUGCCCCCGCCUGCAGCACCUGGGCCUGGCACACUGCGAGUGGGUGGAUAACCUGGCGCUGCGGAGCAUGGCAGAUCACUGCACCGAGCUGCGCACCCUGGACCUCACUGCCUGCAGGCAGCUGAGAGACGAGGCCUUGUGUUAUGGGGUGGCACGCUGGCCCAUGUUGCGCUCGCUCUCUGUGGCCAUCAAUGCCAACAUCACAGACACGACUGUGGAGGAGGUGGCCAAGCGCUGCAGGGAGCUCGAGCAUCUCGACCUGACCGGCUGUCUGAGGGUUCGCAACGAGGCCAUCCGGACCGUGGCUGAGUACUGCCCUAAACUGCAGUCUCUGAAGGUGAAUCACUGUCAUAACGUUAACGAGUCCAGUCUAGGUGUGCUACGAAGGCGGAAUGUAGAGAUCGACGUGGAACCUCCUCUCCAGAGGGCGUUGGUGCUGCUACAGAACGUGGUGGGCUUCGCUCCCUUCAUCAACCUACAGAUAUAACAAUACAUGAACACCUGGGUCCAUGUGUAUCAUACGUCUCAGAACAAGAGUGCCGAUUUGCAGUCAGCUGUCUCUUGGUGAACAUCACGCUCAUUAGUCAGGUGUGUUUUUCUGAGAGGUGUGGUACAUAUGACCCCAAGACCAGCCUAGCUGAAAUCAGGACUUCCUUCAUCCUUGAUCUAUCUGGAGUGAAUCCCUGUGCUGGCACAGUGCAAUGAUAUGGACCAUGUACUCGUAUGAAAUAACCAUUUCAGCUAUGUGAUUGAGUAGUUGUGUUCUACCAGGGGUUCCACCAGCCCCGUUUCAAGUCACAAUAAUUAUCUGUGAACUGAGUCAGGUGCAUUACAAUACAAAGACAAGGAAACUCUUCCAGCUGCUGUUGCCAUGCAGGAUUGACUAGGGACAGUUAAGUUUACCUCUCAAAAAAAGUGUCAUACUUAUCAGAUCUGUCAUACUUGAUAUUUUCCUGUGUAAAUGCAAUGUCUUUUAGCUAUUCAGACCUGCUGUGUUAUACUUCUGGUUUUACUCUGAGCACUUAUUUUGAUUACGAAUACAUGAAUUGGGCUUGAACAUUCUUUCAUUUUUCAAGUAAUUGUGGAAAAUGUACUGUUUGUUUUAUUUAUUCUUUUUUUAUGUGGUAAACAAAAGCUUUGUAUAAUUUUGCACUUAAUAACAGACUGAAGGAAACAAGUUGCACCUUUCAAAGUAUCUGCUCAGAGAUCUGUUGAUUUGCGUUAGAACUUACCGAGCAAAUCGGAGCGUGAGAAGAAUUUUGUGUCCCAGUGUUCGUGGAUACACACAAACCUUUUAUAGUUUAUCUAAAAGUAAACAAUUAGGACUUGCAGGCAGCAUGGCGGAUCACUUUUAUAGUUUAUCUUUUACAGUUUAUCUUCAAACACCCAAAGCGGUUGUUAUUUCUACAGGCAUAACUUGAAACUCCCACCAAACCUCAGCAUUACCAUAUUAGCUUUAAACCAGACUGAAUGUGUUUAUUGUCACAUUUAAUUCAUUCUAGAGAUCAUGACAUUUCAUUAUAAUACCUUAGAUUUAUGGUGUAAAAUGUAAUUGUAAUAAAGCAUUUGCACUACUGUAGGUUUGGAUUAGUUUUAUUAAGGAGUGGAUUAUACAACUUGAUUACACAACACGUCAUUAAAAGUGAAGAUGUUAAGGCAUUUUAUUUAGAUAGAAUUAGAGUUUUAUGAUUUUUUUUCUGUCAAAACUACAGUUAUUGUAAUGUAUUAUAAUAUAUACAACAGCAAUUAUGUUAUUUUAUAUGUCACAGCAAAUCAGAUUGAACUCAGUCUACAGGAUCAUACAUGGUGUACAAGCUUUGCAUUUCGUAUUGCUGUGAUGUUUUGCUCUGUUUAAUGUUUAUUUGUUUAUGAUUAUUUGUGAAUGUUCUAAAUGAUUGCUUAUAUACAAUAAUAUGCAAUAUUGAGGUUUUGGAAACCCUUAUUUAAUUUUGAGCUAGAUCACUUUUGCUCAAUUAGUCAAUGUCCUAUAGCAUUUUAUGAAUUUCAUAUGUGAACACCCCCCCACACACACACACCACACACACCAAUUCCCUGUUUCUCAAAAGAAUGCAAUAAAAUUGCAGAUAAAUAUCA